UAGUACGCGCCCCAGUGAAACUCUCUACCCGGCGUGCUCUCCGAGACGGCUUCUUCUUAACCGCGCUUCAGGUUCCUCCUAACAGCUGGGCGCCAGGCCAGAGGCAGCGUUCGACAAUGUCGAUGCUAGCGGAGCGUCGGCGGAAGCAGAAGUGGGCUGUGGAUCCCAGAAAUACUGCAUGGAGUAAUGAUGAUUCCAAGUUUGGACAGAAGAUGCUUGAGAAGAUGGGGUGGUCAAAAGGAAAGGGCUUGGGGGCUCAGGAGCAAGGAGCCACAGAACAUAUUAAAGUUAAAGUUAAAAAUAACAACCUGGGACUUGGAGCUACAAACAAUAAUGAAGACAACUGGAUUGCUCAUCAGGAUGACUUCAACCAGCUUUUGGCAGCACUCAACACUUGCCAUGGUCAGGAAACAGCAGAUUCCUCAGACAACAAGGAAAAGAAAUCUUUUAGCCUUGAAGAAAAAUCCAAAAUCUCCAAAAACCGGGUUCAUUAUAUGAAAUUCACAAAAGGGAAGGAUCUGUCCUCUCGGAGUGAAACUGACCUGGACUGCAUUUUUGGAAAAAGGAGGACCAAGAAGCUUGCUCAGGAUGGCUGCAGCAACUCCUCUGUAGAUGAGGCGGACACCUCCCUGACCACGACCACAACCACAACUAGUGCCUUCACCAUCCAGGAAUAUUUUGCCAAGAGGAUGGCCCAGUUAAAGAGCAAGCCACAGGCCUCAGCUCCAGGGUCUGACCUUUCAGAGACCCCCGUUGAAUGGAAAAAGGGAAAGAAAAAAACCAAAGAGGCAGCAGGCACAGAUACAGAGAACUCUCCCCAACACAAGGCCAAGAGGCAUAAAAAGAAAAGGCGUAUGGAAGCAGAGAGGGGCCCUGUGGCCAAGAAGAGAGACCAAGCUGAGCUGCAGCCUGGAGGCCCCAGUGGGGGCGAGUGUUCCGAUGCCUCUGUUGAGGAUGCAGAAGGUUGUGUACAGACAUCAGACAGCUUGGACGAUGUCCCAAAGCCCAAGAAGAGGAAAACAAAGAAAAAACUGCAAAAGCCAGGAGGAGUGGCAAUAGACACCACACUAGACAGAGCACUGGUGAAAAAGAAGAAGAAAGUUUCCAGAUAACUUGUGGCCUCCAACCACUCACCAUUAGCACACUGCAGGGCAAAAUACUCUGGCCUGAGGUCAGAGCACAGGGCAGCCCAGGCAGCUCAGCAUCUUUUAACAUGCCCACAGGUUGCUGCUUUACUCACCACAUUUCCCCCAAGUCACCUUCCUAGAAUGUUCCAGAUCAUGGCUUUCAGUAAAUAAAAUAACUUUUAAUAAACAAAUAGA
Messenger RNA from Mastomys coucha (southern multimammate mouse), 1322 nucleotides. It is a transcript of the gene Pinx1, whose product is annotated as PIN2 (TERF1) interacting telomerase inhibitor 1. Gene Ontology annotation, cellular component: nucleolus. The coding region runs from base 117 to 1112 and encodes 331 amino acids. Gene Ontology annotation, molecular function: telomerase inhibitor activity; nucleic acid binding. NCBI's taxonomy places the organism in Eukaryota, Metazoa, Chordata, Mammalia, Rodentia, Muridae. The record is from RefSeq and is a predicted model, not a curated record. The transcript is spliced from 7 exons. Gene Ontology annotation, biological process: regulation of ribosome biogenesis.